AUGUCUAAAAUGGAUAACCCAAUAAUUAUGAACAAGUAUUCUAUUGAAAGGGUACGUUCAUUUGAUUUUUAAUUUACAUUCGUAUAAAAUUUCAAUAAUGUUUUUAUUAUUUUUCAGACUUUAGGUAAUGAAAUAAAACCUUAUAAUUAUGAAGAAUUUGUUAAGGUGAUUAUUACUUAAUUUGUUUGCUAGUUUAUUUGCAUAUUUACUGGAAAUUCUAAAUUAUCAUAAAUGUUACUUAUUUUUUAGAAUUUCAAAGUAAACAUUAUUAGUUGUUCUGAAACUGACAUGGAAUUUGAUCUCAUUGGAAUAGAUGUAGCUCUUGCUAAUAGUUUAAGAAGAGUUAUUCUAUCCGAGGUAAUACAAUUAAUAAUUUUAAAAUAUAGCCUCACCACAGGGAUUUAUAUAUUUUAAGGAUAAAAAGUUUUGAAUCAAAAAACAUGCUAAAGGAAAAAAGUACUAUUGUAAAUUAAUACAUAUAACAAACAUUAUUAUCUAAUUUUUCAGUAGAACUAAUUUUAUGCUGUUAGUUUUAUUAAUGUGAUGUUAAAAAGAUAUCAAUUCAAUUGUUUUCAUUUGAUAUUUUAAUAUUUAAGCAAAGUAAAGAAUUGUGUAAAAUUUAAUAUUUUUCAUCCCCAUGUCUUCAUUAUAUAUUAAAUAAUCAAAGAAAAAAAAACACAAACACAUGUUAUAUUCUUAUCUCUUUAUUUUAUAAUAUAGCUAUUUUCACUUUAUACUAAUUUAACAGCACAACAUUUAAUUUACUUAUGAAAAAUUGACAUAAUUCAAUUUUUAAUAUAAGCUGUAUAUAUAAUACAUUCAUUAAUAAUCUAAAACAAAAUUAGAUUUUCAUGUUUUCUAAUUUUAGGUACCCAGUAUGGCAAUUGAAAAAGUACAUAUUUAUCAAAAUACUUCUUAUGUACUUGAUGAAAUACUUGCACACAGAUUAGGUUUAAUUCCAUUAAAAGCAGACCCUAGACAAUUCAAAAUGAAAGAAGAUGGUAAUUAUUUAUUUAAAUUAUCUUGUGACUAAUUUUUUAAUUUUUUUGGGUUUCUUUAGAAAACUCUGAACCUAAUGAACAUGAUAGUCUCGUUUAUGAGAUGAAAAUUAAAUGCACGAAAAAAGACUUGGAUGCAUUAGCUCACAAACAGUUUAUUAGUUUUCCAGGUGAAAAUAAUAUUUUUAAUGAUAUUACCUACGGUGUGCCCAACCUUGUUCGACAAAUUUUUCUCUCGGAUAUAUUAUUUUUAUAAUUAAUAAAUAAUUACCUUUUUUUUUUUUUUUAGUAUACUCCAAGCAUAUUAAAUGGUUGCCUGUGGGGAAUCAAAAGGAUAUGUUUACAGAAAAUGAUGUUGGAAUUAACGGUGAUGAUAUUCUCAUUGCCAAAUUAAGGCCUGGGCAAGAAAUUGAGCUUAAAAUGUUUGCAGUUAAAGGGAUACCUAAAGAUCAUGCUAAAUUUCAAAGUGUUUGUAAGUACUUCCCUAUUGCAUAAUUUUGGUUGAUGUCCAGUAUUCAAAAAUAUUUUAGUAAACCUUAAUGAUUUAAAAUGAUUUAAAUCAACCUAAUUUGGUUAAAAAAAAAAACAAAUUAAAUUUACUUAGUGGAAUUUACCCUCUCUAUUUUUUCAACAAAGAGUACAAAAAUCAAACACUAAAGCCUUAAAAAAAAAAAAAAAACACCUAUUAUACAACAUGUAGAUGACAACAUCUAUGUACCAAUAUUGGCGUUUUACAAUUCUCUAAAUAUUCAACUUAAUAUUAAAGGUAUAUAUUUUAUAUUUUUUAGUAUUUCUGUUUAUUCAAACAAUUUUAUUCACAUAGUACCUACCUACCAAUGAAAAACUAUAUAGAUAACUAGAAAAUGUAAAAUGUUUAUAAAUAGCUCUAAAUUAACUUCAGUUAUUCAAAAAUUAAGUUAUGUCUAGAAAAGGAAAAUAUAAGUUUUCUAUCAAAAUUUCAGUUCUGUCAUGGUCUCUUAAAGGAGUGACAUUUUAGUUGAAUCUGUAGACAAAAAUUUAGUAUAAUAUUUAAUUUUUUUUUCAAUAAUUAUAUCUCUAAAAUAAUAAUUUUGUUAAUAGAUUUUCUAUUAUUGGAAUUAUUAUUUUUUAUAAUAAUCUCAUUUUCAAAUAUGAGGUACAAAAAAUAAUAUAUAAUCAAUGAUAAGUGUCUAGAACAAAUGGCCGUCUUCAUGGAUGCCAACAAAAAAAAAAUAAUAAUAAUACAAUAAACAAUAAAUAUAUAUAUAUAUUAAUAAUUUUAUUAUAAUAAAUUAACUACAAACUCUGAAUAUUUGAAUAACUGUUAUAAAAUAAAAAUGAACUCGCGUUUGUAUUUACACUGCCAAAAUUGUUUAAGAACGUUGUAACUCAAUUUAUCAAAUAAAUAAAUGUAACCAUUUUUGGUUAAAAUUUAUUUAUGGAAAUUUGAUUAUAAUUGCCAUAUUAUUCUAGGUAAUUAAUAAAUAAUAAUUAUUUCAUAUGAUAUAUAAAACUAUGGAAUGUAUUGAUGUGUAUAUGUUCACUGAUGUUGGUUGACUAGGUAUAUUUUUUUAUUGUUAGAGUUUCCUGAUAUUGAAGUUUCAAUUUCAGUUAUCGAUUCCGGUAGCGUCUGAAUAAUAUCUAUCCGGUAAGAUUAUACAAUUAUACAAUAAUUAAAAAUAGUAAUGGUUAAUACCCAUAUAAUAAAAUUAACAUAAAACCAACAUUUUAUUGUGUUACAUUAUUGUCAUAGUAUUGAUAUAGAAUGCAGUUAUUUAGGUACUCACAGUUUGUAUUUAUUAUAUAAUAUGUAAUAAUAAUAUAUAAUAUUAUUACUAUCUUUUUGUUUUGGCAUCCAAAUUUCCCUUGCAUUCAGUCGCAUUAGUCACAACCAUUUGUCCCAAACCCCAAUGAUUAUACCUUCUUAUUUUGUUGUUUUUUUUUUUUUUAAAUUUAGGCACAUCAUGGUACAGAAUGAUGCCAAAUAUUAAAUUACUUGAUGAGAUAAAAGGAAAUGAUGCAUUGCUAUUACAAUCAUGCUUUCCAAAAGGUGUAAUUGGAUUAAAAAGUGUUAAAGGUAUAAUAUUAAUUAAUAUUUAAUUUUACAUCCAAAAACAAAAUAUCAUUUUUAUUAUAUUUUUUUUUAUAUACAUUUUAGGUGUCCUUGUAGCAUUUGUAGAAAAUUGUAGAAAAGAUAAUAGCUCUAGAAAUGUAUUUAGAUACAAACAAUUUGAUGACAAAAUUUUACUUUCCAAAAUUCAAGAUCAUUUUAUUUGUAAGUCUUAAGUGUUAAUUUAUACAUUUUCCUUUUAAUAAAAUGUUUUAAAUAUUGGUUGUGAUCACAAGUUUAAAAAGAGCCUUUUUUUAUUGGUGUUGUUAUUUAAAAUUCACAAUACCAUUUGUGAUAGAUUUCCUAAAUACUAAAUUUAGCAAAUUUUCACUCACCAUUAUAGUUUUAAAAAUUGUGUUCUGUUAUAUUUUUUAUUUUUAUAUUUGUAUAAUACAUACAAUUUAAGUUAUUUUUUUUUCUUAUGAAAGAUAUAUUCUUGUUGAUUUCAUGUCUUAUGCAUAUGCAUACAUAAGAAAGAGUUAUUAAUUGACUACUUUGCAAGGUUUUGUGUUAAUUUUUUUCCUUAAACUUUUGACUAUUUAAAUUAGUAGAUUUAAUUAAGUAUAUUAUAGGUGUUCAUGCCAAUUAAUUAGCUUUUGUUUUUAUUUAUUUUCAGUCACAAUUGAAUCAAUUGGAGCAAUGAAGCCUAAUAUAAUUUUCUUGGAAGCAAUAAAUAUAAUAAUUAGGAAAGUUAAUGGUGCCUUAGAAUCUGCACUAAAUCAGACUGAAAUUUAG
Messenger RNA from Cinara cedri, 3822 nucleotides. The record is from the annotation of a GenBank genome assembly. Lineage: Eukaryota; Metazoa; Arthropoda; Insecta; Hemiptera; Aphididae.